Ophidiomyces ophidiicola is the source of this 1437-nucleotide messenger RNA. RefSeq lists its product as uncharacterized. The record is from RefSeq and is a predicted model, not a curated record. The coding region runs from base 1 to 1437 and encodes 478 amino acids. The transcript is spliced from 2 exons. NCBI's taxonomy places the organism in Eukaryota, Fungi, Ascomycota, Eurotiomycetes, Onygenales, Onygenaceae.
AUGGACAAGAUAACGAAGCACAGGCUCAAUGCAGCUUGUGAUGAAUUCAUCAAAGCUAUCGACCCUCUCAAGGCCUGCGAAUUAGCCUCGACAUUUCACCCUAAACAACUCACCUGCCGUAUCUUUGACGAAUGGAAGAAAGGGAGCUACAAUGUGUGCAUACCAGUGGUGUUUGAAGACGGUACAGAGGGAAUGGGAGAAAAAUGGAUGGUGAGAAUCCCGCUACUUCCUCGACUAGCCUUUCCAGAGGAAAAAAUGCGAAACCCAGACUUACAGAAUCAUCUAUUUGCACAAAUAGGCGAAAUCUACAUUCAGCUUUAUCGUCAACAAUUUGACCGAGUUGGAGCACUCACCCUCAAUGAGAAUGGAGAUUGGGUCUUUGCUGAAAACCGGCCCUUGACUAUUGACAUCAGUGAACAAGAGCUCUGUGGACUUGAUAUAUGUCGUCAUUUACCCUAUAACCGCACAUUCCAGUCUACUAUUGACUGUAUUUACAUGAUUGUGAACCUAAUAUUCAAUGACUUUUACCGUGGCCGUGACUGCAUAACCUCAGAAGAAGAUGCCCAAUACUAUUUGUAUAGCAUAUUCGCAUCCCAGGGUAUCUUGAUGGAGUGGGUUGAUCCCAAAUACAACCAUGGGUCUUUUGUACUGAUACAUGGCGAUCUUCGCCCACCAAAUAUUGUUGUCGAUGACAGCUUCAAUCUUGUUUCAGUUCUUGACUGGGAGUGGAGUCAAACUGUUCCGAUUCAAAUGUUUGCUCCUCCCUCCUGGCUUUCCGAUGCCACUCUUUCUCAAAUCUCACAUGGGUUUCUCGCUAUUCAAUACGAUAUACUGGCGUUCAACUUUAUUCGAGCGACCGAGCGACAAGAAAAAGCCUUCCACAACCCCAACAACUGUUAUAUGCACGAUCUCCCACUAACAGGACUCUGGCGCCCCAUGGCACAACCAAAACAAUUCCUGGUUGCUCAUGCGCUACUGGCGCCUCACUACUUCUCGAAUGUUUACUGGAGGUCUCUACACAGUAAGUAUCAUGAGAGGGACAGAAAUCAUCACGUCAAGGAGUUCUUCGAAUUACCUGUCCGAGCCUCUGCUUGCGAAGCCGUGGCCAAGAAGUGGGACGAGUUUAAAAGGUUUGAAAAGGAGCGACAAGAAUUAGGCAUUGAAACAGAGCCAAUUAUCGAAACAGAAACGGCCGAAGACUUAACCCGACAGGUGGAAGCAUUUAGAAAAUUCCAAAAAGGGGAGAAAGCAGAGCCCAAUCCCUCAGCGUCCUACUUAAGCUCUUUGUGCAGUUUCUUCCUUGGUAAGACACAGUCAGUAGUCGUAUUUUCGUGGGCGGGUCUUGGUCUUUCGGCGAAGACGGCAGCACAGAUCCUGGUCGGACUAGGAAUGAUAUCUGCAGUGCACAUCCUCCGUCAGAAACUGAAUAAACAAUAG